AUAAAUAUUUUUUGUUUGAGAAAGGUCUCAAGUCACCUAUUUUUUUCUAUUUUUCAAUGUGUUGAUAUUUAAUGUGGUUAAAAACUUUAAGUGUACAUGAGUAUAGCAAUUAAAAAUGUCGAAUAGAAUGAAGACGAUGUUGCAGAUGGCACGAAACAAUGUCAACGUCACAACGGAUGGAAAACUUCUAAAGCCGGCUGUUUGCAGAAAUUUAGGUGAUAUAUUUCUUUUGCAAACAGACAACAAUAAGGCCAAUAAUUUGAAAAACUAUUUAGUAGAAUGGGUAAAUAAAUCAGAUCCGUUGUAUGGGCUAACCAGACAAUGAUUAUCCAUCUUAUGAUGUCAUUGAUGUUACAAAUGAAAAACAUAAUUUUGAAGGUAAUGUACUGUAACUAGUUGCGCUUAUAAUAAUAGCAAAAAAGAAACUUGUAUUACAUUAAACAACAUCAACUACACACUUGAAUUUAGCAAUGACACCCAAAAUUAUAAUCAAAUUACUGUGGAAAAUAAUAACUUUAAUGAUCAAGAGAAUGUUUUUAACGUUAUAGAAAACGCAAAACAAAAAAAUCAUGAUGACAUUUAUGGCAAAUCAAGUGUUAUUUUGGGAACACCUGUAUCGUCUGUUGAAAAUCCAACGGCUAUGGAACAGGAUAAUGAUGACAUCAAUGGCGAACCAAGUGUAAUUUUGGGCACAGCUGAAUCAUUAGUUGGGAGUUUUGAAGUACAUCUAAAUACAAAUCAUCAAAAUAAAAGAAUGUCUAGAGUAAGGUUGAAAGGUGCUACCAGACAAUUCAGAAUUUAUCGAAAUCAAAAAAGAAAUACUGGUUUGGAAUAUACAACUAAUACAGGGAAAACAGUCAAACCCCGAGCAUCUAAAAUACUUCUAGAUUGUAAAGCCAAAUGUAAAAGUAAAAUACAAGAUGAUUUACGUGAGCAAUUGUUUAACAUGUAUUGGGCCAUGGGUAGUUUUAAUAGACAAACCUCUUAUAUGUCUAAACUUAUUACAUGUUAUCCUAAGAAAAGUUGUAGAAAAUGAAGGGAUACACCAGAAAAACAAAAACCAUAGGAAAAGACAUAAAUACUGUGUACCAAGAGAUGGUGAUUUAAUACAGGCAUGUAAAGGUUGUUUUAUGAGAAUAUUUUGUGAAAGAACUAAGUUUUUAAGAAAUAUUUGUACUAAUAAGCUAAAUUCACCUGCACAACGAUGCUCUCCAGAUAAAAGAGGUUGUGCACCACCUGGAAACAAACGCUGUCAAGAUAGUAUUAAUUUAUUGAUUAACAAUAUUAACUCACUCCCUAGUUACAAGAGUCAUUAUUGUAUAAAGGAGACCUCUAAAAAGUAUUUACCAAGUCACUUUACAUUGCAACGAGCUUAUGAUGAAUGCAAAAUAAGUGUAGAAGAGCCAGUUAGUCGAACACUAUUUGAAAAAUAUUUUAAAGCUGCAGGGUUGAAAGUUAAAAACCCCAAGAAUGAUACAUGUACACAGUGUGACAAGUAUAAAAUCAAGCUUACUGAUAAUAUUAUAACAACCGAUCAAAAGAAUAAGAUAAUUGAAGAUAAAAUACUACAUCAAAAUGAAGCUGAGCAAGCCUAUGAAUCGAAAAGAAAUGACAUAGCAACUAUGUCCACAAACUAUUGUGCUUUGUCAUUGGAUUUACAACAGUGUCUGCCGACCCCCUCAUUAGAAAGCUCUGUUGCAUUUUAUAAACGCCAAUUGUGGACCUAUAACUUAACUGUGCACAAUUGUGCCUCAUCUAAAGCAACAUGCUAUAUUUGGUAUGAAACUAUAGCCAAACGAGGGGCUAAUGAAAUUGGUUCAUGUGUAUACAACUAUUUAUCUAAUUUACCAAAAAAUAUUACUCAUGUAACCAAGUACAGUGAUUGCUGCCCUGGGCAAAAUAAAAAUAGCAUCCUCAUGGCUAUGUGUCUGUUUUUUUUGGAUCAACAGGAAACAAUUGAUCAUAAAUUUAUGGUGCCGGGCCGCUCAAGAAUGGAGUGUGACUCGGAUCACGCUAAAAUUGAAAAAGCUUGGAAAACAUUUCCUUCAUCUAUUAGUCAUCCAUAUGAUUGGAUGCAAUUAAAUAGAUUUGCAAGAAAAAAUAAGUUUUUGGUAGUAGAAAUGGUGCAAGAAAUGUUUUUUGACUUCAACAAAUUAUUGAAAAAAUCUUAUCAAAUGAAGAAAACCAAUGAAAAUAAAGAAAAAUUUGUUUUUUGAGAUGUUAAGUGGAUUCGGUACAUUAAAAAUGAAAAAGGUAUAGUAUCUAAUAAGACUUCCCUUGGUUUAAAUGAGAAAUUCCUCAAAUUGAACUUAAACAGGAAAAAUGCAACUUCAAUGGAAAUUGAAAGAGCAUACUAUGAUAUGUUAUGUAUAACUGAA
This is a messenger RNA of Myzus persicae (green peach aphid), 2378 nucleotides long. RefSeq lists its product as uncharacterized. Bases 921 to 2216 code for a protein of 431 amino acids. Lineage: Eukaryota; Metazoa; Arthropoda; Insecta; Hemiptera; Aphididae. The record is from RefSeq and is a predicted model, not a curated record. The transcript has 6 exons.